UUCUUUCAAAAUUCAAGCAAAUUUAAAUGAAAAUUAAUUGUCACUUUUUCUUAAACAAAAAUAUAUUUUUUUAAUUAAAAUUUUUAGUUAUUUGAGCUCAAAAUUAGUGCAGAAGCCAAUUUAGAUAACAGAAGCAAAGAAAGAGUGUUAAAUUUUGAUUUGAGAUAACAAAAUGGCAAGUGGAAUAGUUUGUGGACGACCCAUGGGUGGAAGAGGACGACGAUCAAAACGUCAUCGUUCAGGCGGACGUCGUUCGAGUGGACGUUGUCUAAAACCAGGCCCAGUGGGGCGUAAUCCCUAUUUAAAUUUCUUAAGAAAAUUUCGUAAAGAAAAUUGUGGUUUAUCGCCUAUUGAAACAAUACAGGAAGGAGCUAAAGAGUGGAAACGUUUAAAGAAAGAGGACAGAUUAAAAUUUAUAGAAGAAGCUUUUUAUGCGCCUAAAAGAAGAAGACAAAGCAACAUGUCAAGCAGAGCUCGAUCCUCAAGACGACGCACUUCCCGAAGAGCUGGUCGAUCCAGAGGUCGUGUGUGUUAAAUGUAAAGAUUUUGUUUAAUUAAAAAUUUGUAAUUUUGUUAAAGUUAUUACAAAUAAAUUAAUGUUUAAUUGAAAACCAA
Molecule: messenger RNA, 615 nt
Organism: Lucilia cuprina (Australian sheep blowfly)
Lineage: Eukaryota; Metazoa; Arthropoda; Insecta; Diptera; Calliphoridae
Product: protamine-like
Exons: 2
Coding region: 173-535 (120 amino acids)
Biological process (GO): sperm DNA condensation; spermatogenesis
Source: RefSeq, a predicted model, not a curated record